Molecule: messenger RNA, 4269 nt
Organism: Lottia gigantea (owl limpet)
Lineage: Eukaryota; Metazoa; Mollusca; Gastropoda; Lottiidae
Exons: 34
Biological process (GO): lagging strand elongation; DNA replication; leading strand elongation
Cellular component (GO): alpha DNA polymerase:primase complex
Molecular function (GO): single-stranded DNA binding; purine nucleotide binding; DNA-directed DNA polymerase activity
Source: RefSeq, a predicted model, not a curated record
UUGGCAACCAGUAGAUCUAGAAGGCAGAAGAAAGAGAAAACAGGAAGAGCUGCAGCUUUUGAAAAAUUGAAAAGGGCUAAAGAAAGGGGAGAGAAGCAUAAAUAUGAGAUAGAAGAAGAGAAGUCAGUAUAUGAGAUAGUGGAUGAAGAUAAUUAUUCUGAAAUUGUCAGACAAAGACAAGAAGAUGACUGGAUUAUUGAUGAUGAUGGAGCAGGCUAUGUGGAAGAUGGAAGAGAAAUAUUUGAUGAUGAUAUGGAUGAGGAAACAGUUUCUAAAAAUGAUAAAAACAUUGGAGAUAAAAAGAAGAAUAAGAAUAUUGUACGACCUGGAACGAAACCUAAAGCUAAUAUUAAAUCUAUGUUUGCUGCUGCUUCCAUGGUUACUAAGAAAAAACCUGAGAAAGAUGUCAGUUUAGCCGAUGAUGAAUUACUGGGUGAUUUAAUGGAAGAACUAGGAUCUUCCCAAGCCAAACCACUUCCUGUUAAAAUCAACAAAAAUAAACCUUCUAACAAAGCGGCUUUGAAUCCCUUCAGCGUUAAACCAUUGAAGCCAAGAAACAUAAAACAGGAACCAGACCAUUCCAUUCAAAGACCUCAAGCACCAGCUAUCAAGAUCAAGAAACAACAUAAACCAGAACCGGUUCGAAUUAAGAAGGAACCAGUUGAGAUUAAACCAGAACCGGUUGAUGAAGACUCUCCUAUGAUUGAACAGUUCGAUACCAAUAUGGAUGACGAUGAUGAUGUCAUCCAAACUGAAAAUCAAGUGCAACAAAAUGGAGGUGCUAAUUUAGAGUUUGUGUCAAGUGGAUGGGAGAACGUCCAAUCAGAAACUGUUGAGCCUGUAGGCGAUAUCCAUGUUGACUCAUCUAAGUUGCCCCUGGUUACUAACGAAGAAGGAGAACAGAUCAUGAGGUUUUAUUGGUUAGAUGCUUAUGAAGACCCUUGGAAGCAGCCAGGUACAGUAUAUCUAUUUGGUAAAGUUUUUAUCGAAUCAGCUGAGUCACAUGUUAGUUGUUGUGUCACCGUUAAAAAUAUCGACAGACGUGUUUAUCUAUUACCACGAAAAAAUAGAUAUAACAUGAAAACUAAAGAAGAAACUGAAGGAGAAAUCAGUAUGGUGGAUGUUUAUACUGAAUUUAACGAGCAGAUUGCUGAUAAACAUAAAAUCAUGAAAUUUAAAUCAAUGAAAGUAACAAAACAAUAUGCAUUUGAGAAAAUAGAAGUACCAGUUGAAUCUGAAUAUUUAGAAGUUCGCUACGCAGCAGACCUACCAGCGCUGCCAACAGAUCUCUGCGGAGAGACUUUCAGCCAUAUUUUUGGAGCUAAUAAAUCUAGUUUAGAGUUGUUUUUGAUAGAUAGAAAAUUGAAAGGUCCUGGUUGGCUAGAUUUAAAAACACCACAAUUGCCGCCAGGGCCUGUGAGUUGGUGUAAAGUAGAAGCUGUAGUCACAAGUCCUAAUCAUGUGACAGUCUUACGAGACAGCUUAGCUCCGCCCCCUCUUGUGAUAAUGACGUUGAAUCUACGCACUUUACCCAACCCUAAAACACAUCAAAAUGAGAUUAUUGGUGCUGCAGGGUUGAUACAUAAUGAUUAUAACAUGGACAAACCUGCCCCGAAACAAAAUCAAUUUCAGCAACAUUUCUGUGUGUUAUCUAAACCUAAUGAUUGUAUUUACCCGUUUGAUUUUAAAGACAAACUUUCUAAAGAGGGUAAAAAUAUGAAAACUGAAGUUUUACCAAAUGAACGAGCGUUAUUAGCAUUUUUACUGGCCAAAAUACAUAAAAUAGAUCCUGAUUUAAUCAUUGGUCAUGAUAUAUAUGGGUUUGAUCUAGAUGUGAUGUUACACCGAAUUAAUGCCAACAAGAUCCCUCAUUGGUCCAAAAUUGGAAGACUAAAACGAUCAGUUAUGCCUAAAUUAUCGCAUGGUCCAGGUCAAAGGUCACAUGGUGAGAAAUCGGCAAUGUGUGGGCGUAUGAUGUGUGAUAUACAAAUAUCAGCUAAAGAAUUAAUACGCAGUCGAAGCUACGAUCUCACGGAACUCGUGCAACAUAUUUUACACGAAAAACGUAGCGAAAUAGAUUACGAUGAUAUCAGAAAUAUGUACAGUUCAUCCAAGCAUCUUUUACAACUGAUAGAGCUGACCCUAGUAGAUUCUACGUUUAUUUUACGUAUUAUGUAUGAAUUGAAUAUAAUACCACUAGCUCUUCAGAUCACCAAUAUCUGUGGUAACAUUAUGGGUAGAACAUUAAUGGGAGGUAGAUCUGAACGAAAUGAGUAUCUAUUACUCCAUGCUUUUACAGAGAAGAAUUUUCUGGUCCCUGAUAAAGAAUACAAGAAAAAACCUGUUGUGCAUCAUAAUGAAGAUGAAGAAGACCUGGACACCACCAAAUCUAAGAAGUCACAAGGAAAGAGGAAGCCUGCUUAUGCUGGAGGAUUAGUCCUGGAACCCAAGAAAGGUUUUUAUGACAAGUUUAUCUUACUGCUAGAUUUUAACAGUUUAUAUCCUUCAAUCAUUCAAGAAUAUAACAUUUGUUUUACUACUAUUAAUAGAACACCUGUAGCACAGACCAACGAAGAAGAUGAAGAAGCCCUGCCAGAAUUACCUGAUAAAGAUCUGGAGCCUGGAAUUCUACCCACAGAAAUCAGGAAACUGGUGGAAUCUAGGAAACAGGUCAAACAGCUGAUGAAAGUAGAUAACUUAUCUCCAGAACAAAAAAUGCAGUAUGAUAUUCGACAGAAAGCGUUGAAAUUAACAGCCAACAGUAUGUAUGGUUGCCUUGGUUUCUCCCACUCCAGAUUUUACGCUAAACCAUUGGCUGCCAUGGUUACAGGGAAAGGUCGAGAGAUCUUACUGCAGACGCGAGAUUUAGUUCAGAUGAUGAAUUUAGAUGUUAUUUAUGGUGAUACAGAUUCUAUUAUGAUCAAUACUAAUUCUACAGACAUGGAUACUGUUUUUAAACUUGGCAAUAAGGUGAAAGCAGAAGUCAAUAAGUUAUAUCGUCUACUAGAGAUUGAUAUUGAUGGUGUGUUCAAGUCCAUGUUGUUAUUAAAGAAAAAGAAAUACGCUGCAUUGAGCGUCUCAAAAAAUAGUGAUGGCACCUACACAACGACCCAGGAGUUGAAAGGUUUAGAUAUUGUGCGACGUGAUUGGUCAGAUUUAGCAAAAGAGGCGGGAAAUUUUGUAGUGAGUCAAAUAUUAUCUGGAGAGUCUAGAGAAGAGAUAGUAGAAAAUAUUCACACUAAACUUAUAGAGGUUGGAGAACAAGUUAGAAAUGAUGGUAUAUCUACUGAACUAUUUCAUAUUACAAAGUCGUUAACCAAGAACCCCGAAGAUUACCCAGACAAGAAGAGUUUGCCACAUGUCCAGGUGGCGCUACGAUUAAACAGUAAGGGUGGUAAGAAGUUACGCGGUGGUGAUACUAUACCAUAUAUCAUCUGUGAAGAUGGUUCCAAUUUACCAGCUUCCCAACGUGCCUAUCACCCAGAAGAGUUGGCCAAGCAAGAAACACUCAAGAUUGAUGUAAAGUACUAUUUAUCUAAUCAAGUCCAUCCUGUGGUAUCUAGGUUGUGUGAUCCUAUAGAAGGAACAGACGCAGCUCAUCUAGCUGAAUGUUUAGGCUUAGACCCAUCAGGUUAUCGUCAUGCAGUUCAUCAUAAUGAUGAGGAGGACGCGUUACUAGGCGACCAACUGACAGAGGAGGAACGUUACAAGGAUUGUGAUAGGUUGAAAUUCAUCUGUCCUCAACCAACUUGUAAUAAAGAAAUUAUAUUUGACAGUGUCUUCAGUGGUUCGGAAGCCUAUAUAGAGUGUUCACUAGCUAAAUGUACCAACCCAGCCUGUGAGAGUCGGCCUGUAGACUAUUUAGGUCGUAUUAAAAACCAACUCACCAUGGUCAUUAGGCAACAUAUUAAAAAAUAUUAUGAGGGCUGGAUGAAAUGUGAGGACACGGCAUGUGGAGCGAGGACCAAGAAAUUACCGUUAAUGUUUCAACGGGGACAUCCUUUCUGCUCGGCCUGUCAUCGUGGAAUUCUUCAUUUAGAGUAUAGCGACUCAGCCCUGUACACUCAGUUAAGUUUUUACCAAUAUUUAUUUGAUCCAGAGAAAGCUAUGAGUUUAAUGUCUGACAGAGAUAGAGCACGGCUAAAAAUCAAGGAGUAUAUAAGUGACUAUAAAUAUAUUAAGGACUCUGUGGAUCGUUGGAUCAAUUCCAGUUCUUAUUCAGAAGUGAAUCUUAAUAGACUCUUUGAUGGUCUUUUUAUUCUCAAAUAG